Anoplophora glabripennis (Asian longhorned beetle) is the source of this 2133-nucleotide messenger RNA. RefSeq names its product scavenger receptor class B member 1-like. The record is from RefSeq and is a predicted model, not a curated record. Gene Ontology annotation, cellular component: membrane; cytoplasm. Bases 306 to 1916 code for a protein of 536 amino acids. Gene Ontology annotation, molecular function: scavenger receptor activity. Lineage: Eukaryota; Metazoa; Arthropoda; Insecta; Coleoptera; Cerambycidae. The transcript has 6 exons.
GGCAUCAGAGCAAUGAUAUUGCAGCGUCCGCUUGGAUUGUGGUAAGGUGAUGCGGUGCUCGACGCUUGAUUCUUCAGUGACUUCAGCAGAAGACGUCAUAUCCCCACCACGCGAGGGACGCGUAGCGUCGCGUGUUCUUUAAAACCGUUCGGGGAUACUUUUUAGCUCAUUAUUGAAGAAAAACUAUAUUGUGCUAAUACCGCCGUUCGGUAUAUGGUGAAAAGUGUACACCAUUUGAGGACUUUGUGUAUUUACUCACCAGUGAUAUUGUUGGUGCGAGACGGAACUGGAAUUUAGUUGUAAACAUGACGACGGAAAUCAGAUAUAAAAUAAAUGGACGUAUACUGUCGCUUGCUUUAGUUGGCCUCCUUAUGGUCGUUUCUUCUUGUUUAAUCUUCGUCUAUGAUCCCGUGCAGCUAAUACUGAAAAAGCUGCUUGCUCUGUCACCGGGAACGGUAUUCUUCAACCUGUGGUCGGCACCACCAUACGAUGUUGUUAUGAAAUUGUACAUCUUCAACUUCACCAAUGUCGACAAGUUCCUGAGUGGCGAGGAAAAGAUGAACGUUACGCAAGUCGGUCCGUAUUCUUAUAAGGAGAUCUUGACAAACAACAACGCGACCUUCGGAGACGAUGGCACAGUGACCUAUUCGCCAAGACGGGAUUUUAUAGUGGAUCCGGAAAAUUCUGUGGGGGACCCAAAUUUAGACAGGGUGAUCGUGCCUAACAUUCCUCUUUUGGGCAUCCAGUCUUACCUGGCAGACUCCUCAUUUUUAACCAGCAUGGGAUUUUCUGCGGUGGCUGCCAGCCUUGGUUCAGAACCUGUUCUUGAUCUGACGGUGGACGAAUUUUUGUGGGGAUACGAAGACAAGUUGGUGACCGUGGCUAACCAAUUCCUCCCGAAUUGGAUAGACUUUGGCACCUUUGGACUACUAGAAAGGCUUAUUAGUCGAGACAACACCAACGAGGUAACCAUAAGCGUGGAACCGGACAAGCACAAAUCCAAGUUCGAUUAUCUCCUCACCGACGACGAGCAGAAUUCCCAGUUUCACAUCGUGCGAUGGAACGGCCUGCCCGGUCUCAAAGAAUGGGGAUACGAUCCGUCACAAGAAGACGAGAACACCAACACCACCAAGAAAUGCCAACUCGUAGAGGGCGCUUUCGACGGUACCAUCUUCCCAAAACACCUCAAAAAGGACUUCGCCCCCACGAUAUUCAGGAAAGCCUUCUGUCGACCAGUCGAAAUGGAAUUCGUGGAAGAAUCCACCACCGCUCAGGGAUUCAGAUCUUACAACUACAAACUUAAGGACAACAUGUUCGCUUCCCCCGAAGAGAAUCCGUCGAACGAGUGCUAUUGUUUCAACGGCAAAUGCCCCGCUAAGGGUUUGCAGACCAUCGCCCCUUGCUAUUACGACAUUCCCAUCGUGUUGUCGCAGCCGCACUUCCUUAACGUAGACCCGGAAAUUCUCGCAACCGUCAACGGUUUAAAUCCGAACAUGAAGGACCACGGCAGCGUCGCCAAGGUGCAGCCGGACCUAGGGGUGCCCCUGGACGAGUCCACCCUUAAAAUCCAAGUCAACUUGGAAGUGGGUAAAACCAGGUUCAAUAGUAAGACCAGACCCUUCAACGACCUCACCAUCCCCCUCUUCUGGAUCGAGCUGACUUGCAACGAACUUCCCACGACCGUCUACUAUUUAGUCACGCUGAUAGUUUCCGUGUUGCCCGUGGCGGAGGUCGUGCUCAAGUACCUCCUGCUGUUGAUGGGACUUGCCAUGAUUUCGGGGGCGGCCCUAUUGACGCUGUUCUUCUCGAAGACGGUGGUGCCGAGGUCGCUGAGCAUAGCCUCGGAGUAUUCCCCCAUCCCCCUGAUAAACAUCUCCUCCCAGUAUUUUAAGCCUGAAAUUCGGAUAUGUAAAUAGAUUUUUUUUUUGUUGUUAAUAAAUUGCUGCUAGGUGCCUUGUAGAGAGAGUUUGCGCGUCUGUGACGUUCUAUAGAGACUGAAACAAAUUAUUUAUAUUUGUACCAUGUUAUAUGACUAGUGAGAUAAUGUCUACUUCUUAGGCUUUAAGUGUUUUUAUUUAUGAAUGGUUUUGUAUGUUUGUAUAUUAAUAUACGUUACACAAAGGUUUCGUUUAA